AUGGGUAAACCCGUACGGUGGUCUGAUUUACCUAAAGAACUCGUCGAUUUAAUCGCUGAUCGAUCUUCCUACAUCGAUCAUCUCCGUAUCCGUAGCAUCUGUAAACCCUGGCGUUAUGCGGUUGCGACCAAAAAGCGUUUCUUCAACCGCUUUAAGCGCAGCCUUGUUGGUUCUUCCAAUUCCAGUAGGAGGAAAAAGAGUGACCUCUUACCCAACACUUUCUUCCGUGUAACUCAAGCUUCUUCUUCGUGUCCUAACAAAGGAUGGCUGAUCAAAACCAGACAAAUCUCUGAAUCAAGUAAGAUUAAUCUCUUGUCUCCUCUUUCUAAUGAGCUCAUAACUCGUUCAGACAAAACCCUAGAUCUUUUGAAGUUCGGGGUUUCAGAUAUUCGUCAAUCUUACAACGUUCAAUUCUUAAAAAGCAAAAUCUGGUGCAACACGAUUGUAGAAGAAAGUUUUAAAUGGACAAGAAUCGAAAACAAAAAUGUUGGAGAAUUCUCGGACGUUAUACUUCACAGAGGACAAGUCUAUGCUUUAGAUUUAAAAGGCGUAAUUUGGCGGGUUAAUAAUAAUUUAGAUGAUCUCAACAUAUCUCAAUACGGACCUUCAACUCCAGUGAAAUAUCGCAAGACCAAUAAUUGCAAAGACAAGAGACUUGUGGAGUAUUGUGGAGAUCUAUGUGUGGUUCAUCGUUUGUGUCAGAAAGUUCACAUGCGAACUGAUUUUGAGAGGACAAUUGGUUUUAAGGUCUAUAAGAUGGAUAACGAAUUGGCUGAAUGGGUUGAGGUUAGUUCCUUGGAAGACAAGGCACUCAUUGUGGCUACGGAUAGUUGUUUUACGGUCUUAGCCUCUGAGUACUAUGGAUGUUUGGAGAAUGCUAUCUACUUCAGUGAUGAUGAAGAUGGGUAUAAAUUUAGGAAAGGAGUGAAUGGUAAAGGUGCUAAAGUGUUGAAGCUUAAUGAUGGUAGAAUCAUCAAUAAUACUUCUCAUAAUUGUUUUCAGAUGUUUUCUUCUCCUUUCCUCUCAAAAUACUAG
Molecule: messenger RNA, 1035 nt
Organism: Arabis nemorensis
Lineage: Eukaryota; Viridiplantae; Streptophyta; Magnoliopsida; Brassicales; Brassicaceae
Source: the annotation of a GenBank genome assembly